CCCCAAGCACACACACACACACACACACACACACACACACUCCCUCUCCCUCCCUCCCUCUCUCUCUGUCAUCCAGAUCGUGGCAGACGGAGAGACAAGGACAAAAACCCAACCACGAUCUCUGAGAGCUACGCUACAGGUUGUUGUCCAGGAUGGCAGGGAUGAAGGAACAGCAGAUCACAGAAGAGAAGCCCCUGCUGCUGGAGCAAAGAGGAGCAGAUGCAGACAUGCAGGAUAAAGGAGAGGAGGCAUCGGUGGGACUCCCGUGCCCCGAAAGCCCCGUACCCCCUAAUGAACCCCCUMCCCCCCGCCGCCCCACUCACCGCUGGCAUGCCUUCGCACGGCACUGGCUCCGCCAGACCCGCCGUCGGACCAGCGGGGUCCUCCCGGAAUGCCCUGAACAACUGAUGCCACCAGGCGACUGGAAGGAACAUGAUGUGGAGACCCCUUACGGGAUGCUGCAUGUGGUGAUCCGAGGCGCUCCCAAGGGGAACAAGCCUGCGAUCCUCACCUACCAUGAUGUGGGAUUGAACCACAAAAUGUGCUUCAAUCCCUUCUUCAAUAACGAGGACAUGCAGGAGAUCACCAAGCACUUUGUGAUUUGUCAUGUCGACGCCCCAGGACAACACGUCGGAGCUACGCAGUUCCCACAAGGGUACCAGUAUCCCACCAUGGACCAGCUGGCUGGGAUGCUGCCCACUGUUGUUCAGCAUUUUGGAUUCAAGAGCAUCGUUGGGAUUGGAGUCGGCGCUGGAGCUUAUAUUCUGGCCAAAUUUGCUCUGUUGUUCCCUGACAUGGUGGAGGGUUUGGUUCUGCUCAACAUCGACCCGAACGGCAAAGGAUGGAUUGACUGGGCUGCCUCCAAGCUGUCGGGUCUGACCAGCACCAUCCCAGACACUGUGCUGCCACAUCUUUUCAGCCAGGACGAAAUGGUGAACAGCACAGAACUGGUUCAGAGUUACCGACAACAGAUAACCGACUCCAUCAACCACCAAAACCUCCAGCUUUUCUGGAACAUGUACAACAGUCGGAGGGACCUGGAGAUGAACCGUGGUGGGACAACGAUUAAUGCCAAGACCUUGAAGUGCCCAGUGAUGCUGGUUGUGGGAGACAACGCUCCUGCUGAAGAGGGAGUGGUUGAGUGCAACUCCAAGCUGGAUCCAACCAACACCACCUUCCURAAGAUGGCUGACUCUGGUGGACUGCCACAGCUCACACAGCCGGGGAAGCUGACUGAAGCCUUCAAGUAUUUCCUGCAGGGAAUGGGCUACAUCGCUAAUGUGAAGGAUCGGAGGUUAAGUGGAGGGCCAGUGCCCUCUGCCAGCAUGACCCGCCUGGCCCGCUCCAGGACAGCCUCCCUGACCAGCGCCGGCUCCGUGGAGGGGUCCCGCUCCCGCGCCUGCACCAACUCCGACAGCGGCGAGGGUGUCGGCGCGGUCUCCCAGACCAUGGAGGUGUCCUGCUGAGGAGCCACAGAGAAAAGGGAGGAAGAGGGGUAGUGGCGGGUGGAGAGGGGAGAAGAGGAUCAAAAAUAAGGCUUGAUGAUGAGUGUCAGCUGGUGGCUUUCUCUCUCUCACUGUCUUCAUCUUUGUCUGCCAUCUUCUUCCCCUUGUCACUGUAAAAUACCAUCUGUACUGCUUCUAACACAUCCGGCAGACCUUUGACUAUCCACCCCAAACCCUUUUUACCCCACACUUAAAGAUUUAUCUGCUGGUUUUGCUCUCGAAGUGUCAUUCUUGUGUUUGCUAAGUGUUCCUCAUUUAAUUUGCCUGCACCCCUCUAAUCUCCUUCCUCCCCCCCCGAGAAAAGACACGCACACACGCACCUACACAAACAAGUUGAAACAACUGGUUACCCACACACCRAUAUGUAAUUUCAAAGCUCCUGUUUGUUUCGAAGGUAAAAAAAAUAAAUAAAUGAGAAGGAAAGCAGAACUUUUUGGGGGUGCCACAAAGGUAAAUAAAUGAAAACAGAUAAAUGCAUGUGGAUUUUGGAAAGUAGUUCAUGUUAUUUGUGAGAAACUGGCAGUAUCUCUCUCUGCAGCGUUUAUGAGGAAGCUGAUCUCCUGCCAUAACAGGGCCAGUGAGAACAAAAAAAAAAAAGGUGCGUCCAGAGUCGGGCAGGUUUCAUCACGUGGUCUUACCGUAGCAUGAUGUGUUAGACAUGAUGUGUUAGUUUAUUUUAGAGCCUAGUUGGAUCAGAGCGCACUGAAGCAAAGCUGCACUUGGUCUGAGUUCAUUUUUAAGAUACGACAAUUGGAUGUUGCCGUCUUCCCCAGCCUGGCGCUGUAGAUUUACUUUUCCACUGAAAAUAAGGUGGAGGCAACUUCUCCCACCUCAGAGCCUGGAAAUUAAACUCCCAUCAGUUUAAAUAGAUGCAGGGAGCUGAAGCGUUUGGAGUAAGGGUGAUUUUUUUUUAUGCAAGAUGACAAUCUGGAGCUGCGUGGUUUCAAAUGAGGCAUGCUGUUUCUGAAGGAUGCGCAUUUUUUAAGUUACAGGACAAGUAAAAAACAUUAUGAUCAUUUCUAGGAUGGUGGCAGUUCUGUGUUGCAUGUUUAUCUCUGCACUAUGGUGACGGUUGAAACUACAUUUUCUUAUAUAACAUUUUUAUGCAUGKAAAAUGUUUUUACUGUUUAAGCUGUUUGUUUAGAGUUAAACUYGUCUGUAAAAGUUCAUAGAUUUUAUUUUAGAUUAGUGGUCAUACUGACCCAAAACAGGAUAAUAUGAUGAUGUUUCAUAGUCUGUAUUAUUUGUUCAUCCUAGGAUGAAAUACCUCAGAUUUGAGAAAGUUUUGCUGUUUAAAAUAAUAUUGUUAGUUCUUUAAAAUGAGUAGAAUAUUUUUAUAUUCUCYAUAUGACUGUAGGAAAUAGUUUUCAGAUCUUUCAAACUACUUUUCUGUCUUUUUGAGAGGAAAGUUGCAUCAGUCAGUCAACCAGAGAUUAGAUCUAUCUUGGUAGACGAUGAUUUGUUAAAAAAAA
This is a messenger RNA of Poecilia reticulata (guppy), 2977 nucleotides long. It is a transcript of the gene ndrg4, whose product is annotated as NDRG family member 4. Lineage: Eukaryota; Metazoa; Chordata; Actinopteri; Cyprinodontiformes; Poeciliidae. The record is from RefSeq and is a predicted model, not a curated record.